Molecule: messenger RNA, 2415 nt
Organism: Thrips palmi
Lineage: Eukaryota; Metazoa; Arthropoda; Insecta; Thysanoptera; Thripidae
Product: arylsulfatase B-like
Exons: 6
Coding region: 294-2051 (585 amino acids)
Source: RefSeq, a predicted model, not a curated record
GGAUGGUAGCCGAGGUAGGCGCCGUGGUUCGGAAGUCGUCCCGCCUUCAGAUCGCGGGUUCUGUUCGGCGUGGUUGGGUUGGUUGGGCAGCCUGCCACUCAGCCUCCACGUCGUCGAGGUGGAUCCGGACGACAGCCAUGACGGCGCCGAGCACGAGUGACAGGCACGGCGUGGAGUGACGGGCCGAGUGACGGGUCGAGUGACGGGCGAAGUGACACGCCUAGUGGAGGACGGUCCAGGACUAGUGGUGCGCGGCGUGGGCGGUCCGUCCGUUCUGCUCGGCCUGCUUCGUGAUGGCGGUGACGCUGCAGCUGGUGCUGCUGGCCCUGGUGGCCCUGGUGGCCCUGCUGGGGGUGGCGGCCGUCGGCGCGGCGCCCGGCCGGCCCCACAUCGUCAUCAUCCUGGCUGACGACCUGGGCUGGAAUGACGUCAGCUUCCACGGCUCCGACCAAAUCCCGACCCCCAACAUCGACGCGCUCGCCUACAACGGCAUCGUGCUCAACAACUACUACACGCAGCCCAUGUGCACGCCGUCCCGGGCGGCGCUGCUCACCGGGGUGCACCCCAUCCACACCGGCAUGCAGCACGGCGUCAUCCUGGAGCCGGAGCCCUGGGGGCUGCCCCUGGACGUGCCCGUCAUGCCGCAGUACCUGCGCGGCCUCGGGUACCGCGCUCACGCCGUCGGCAAGUGGCACCUGGGCUUCUUCCGCGCCAACUACACCCCCGAGGCCAGGGGCUUCCACUCGCACUUCGGGCUGUGGAACGGCUACCACGACUACUACACUCACCAGACGCAGGGCUCGUUCAUCGACAUGGACGGCUACGACAUGCGGCGCGGCAUGGCGGUGGACUGGGGCUCGCGGGGCGGCUACUCCACGGACCUGUUCACGGACGAGGCGGUGCGCGUGAUCCGGGACCACCCCGUCGGCGACCGCGCGCCGCCGCUGUUCCUGUACCUGGCGCACCUCGCGCCGCACGCCGGCAACUACGAGGCGCCGCUGCAGGCGCCGGCCGAGGCCAUCAAGGCCUUCGGGCACAUCAAGGACCCCGAGCGCCGGGUGUACGCGGCGAUGGUGUCCAAGCUGGACGAGUCGGUGGGCCGCGUCGUCGCCGCGCUCCAGGAGCAGGACAUGCUCUCCAACUCGGUGAUCGUGUUCGCCUCGGACAACGGCGCCAUCACGUCGGGCCUGCACCCCAACAAGGGCUCCAACUGGCCGCUCAAAGGGGUGAAGGGCGGGCCCUGGGACGGCGCGGUGCGCGUGCCGGCCUGCGUGUGGUCCCCGCUGCUGCAGCGCGCGCGCCGCACUUCGCAGCAGCUCAUGCACGUCACCGACUGGCUGCCCACACUGCUGGCCGCGGCCGGCGCCGCCCCCGCGCCCGGCCUCGCGCUGGACGGCGUCAACCAGUGGGAGGCGCUGUCCGCCGCCAGCGGGGCGCCGCGCAAGGAGGUGCUCGUCAACGUGGACUACCGCGCCUCGGGGGCCGGCGGGUACGCCGCGCUGCGCCUCGGCGACUACAAGAUCGUGAACGGCACGGCGCUGCUCGGCUACCAGGACGCCUGGCUGGGCGACUCCGGCCUGGAGGAGCCCGCGCCCGGCGUGGACUCCGUGGCGCUGGCGCGGUCCAGCGGGACGGCGCGGUCCCUGGAGGCGGCGGGGCUGCCGCUGGCGGACGGCGGCGUGGCUCGCGGCGUGCGGGCGGCGGCCCGGCUGCGUUGCGGCGCCUCGCGCGUCGAGAAGGACGGCUUCCGCUUCCCCGAGUGCCGGCCGCUGCUCGCGCCCUGCGUCUUCGACCUCGCCGUCGACCCCUGCGAGCGGCGCAACCUGUACGGCACGCCGCUGCUGCCGCCGGACGUGCGGGCCGCCCUGGAGGCCCGGCUGGCCGCGCUGGCCGCCACCGCCAGGCCGCCGCGCAACGAGCCCUCCGACCUGCGCGCCGACCCCGCCUACUGGAACAACACCUGGACCAACUGGGCGGACCUCCUGGACGCGGCCGACGACGGCCUGCCCGCCAUGUUCCAGCCCCGGCGGCGGGGCUCGCGCUGGGGCUAACGCCGUCAGUGUUGCCAAAGUCCCACGACGUCGAAAGGGGCAGCCAGGACACUGUGAAUAUACUGAGCCUGCUCCUGCGAGGGCAGGCUGAGGUUGGCAACCCUAUCGACACUGUGCACUGUGGGCGUUUUGAACUACUUAAGGCCACACCACGAAGCCGUUAACCAUGGCCCGGUGAACUUAGUGUGCGUUUCCUCGCCGAGGACGAGAGCGAGCCCCGCGCUCGGCAGUGGGACUGGCUGCUCUGCGGGAUGGCAAGGAAGCACCAUUCUACUCCGCGCGGUGAAAAGACUCUUGGAGACUCUGUGUCCGCGAGCAGCCGACAAAAGGCGCGACAAUAAAUGCGAUUUAUUUAUGCCCUCAA